CUUCUGUGGUUAUUGUUUUGAAAACAAACCGCACUGGGUCCUUUUGAAAUGUGAAAAAUCGAUAUCCAAUAAUUUAGUAUUUAGACACUAAAUGAAUGUUUUGAUAAUAAGCAAAAAGCCCCAAAAUGAAAAAACAGAACGUACGAACAUUGUCCUUAGUAGUUUGUACAUUCACUUAUUUAUUGAUUGGUGCAGCUGUAUUUGAUGCACUAGAGUCUAAAGAAGAAAGUAAAAGAGAUGAGUUACUAAAAGUAUCCUCGAAUGCUUUGAAAAAAAAGUACAACAUAUCAGAAGAUGACUAUAAAAUGAUAGAGUUAGUGAUAACAGAAUAUAAACCACAUAAGGCGGGUCCUCAAUGGAAAUUUGCAGGUGCUUUCUAUUUUGCAACAGUCGUUUUAGCUAUGAUAGGAUAUGGACAUUCAACACCGGUCACCACUGGUGGAAAAGCCUUUUGUAUGGGUUAUGCCAUGGUUGGUAUUCCCUUGGGCUUGGUCAUGUUCCAGAGCAUAGGAGAACGUCUGAAUAAAUUCGCUUCAGUUGUAAUACGCCAAAUAAAAAAGUAUUUGAAUUGUGUUAAAAUUGAAGCAACCGAAAUGAAUCUUAUGUUUGCCACUGGUAUGCUUUCAUCGAUAAUUAUUACCACUGGUGCUGCAGUUUUUUCGAAAUAUGAGGGUUGGACAUACUUUGAUAGUUUCUACUAUUGUUUCGUAACGCUGACCACAAUAGGAUUUGGGGAUUACGUAGCUCUUCAGAAUGAUAAUGCUUUGAAAGACAAACCAGGAUAUGUUGCCUUGAGCUUGGUAUUCAUACUAUUUGGCUUAGCCGUUGUUGCUGCGAGUAUUAAUUUACUUGUUCUACGUUUCAUGACAAUGAAUGCUGAAGAUAUUCGGCGUGACGAACAAGAUCUACAAGCAUCGUCUCAUCAUGUUCUCACUCUUGAUGGAGAAGUAAUGGCCGUAAAUGGAAAACUCCUAGCUGGUCACGCUUACAUGGAUGAGUCGGAAAUUGACCAGAUAUCAGUCUGCUCUUGUAAUUGUUUGGGUUUGAAUCAUGGAGAUAAUCAAGAACUACUGUUGAGUACCAGCUAUCAUCCUUCUCAUUCUGUUUUACUGACAAACUUCAAUGUGAAAAGAGCAUCUGUAUGACAACCUGACGAUGGAUUAUUUUAUCUAGAGGAUUGUAGAGCGGUAGCUCAUAAAAAUGAGGAAAGGAAGGUUUCAUGGUGAAAUCUCCGGCCAAGACUGAAGUGGAUGUUUGAUAUAGGAUUCAGGACACGGAGUUCUUCAAGGACAUAUACCUACCAGACUUGCCCAUUACCCUCCCCUAAAAACAUUAUUGAAAUUGCAUUUGAAAAAUUUUUACAAAUGAAUGGACCGGAUGGGUCGCGCUGGCAGGUCUGGUAUCUCAGGUCAAAACGUCUUAUUAUCCGUCUGUUCCGAUAUUCCUGAA
Coccinella septempunctata (seven-spotted ladybird) is the source of this 1449-nucleotide messenger RNA. RefSeq names its product two pore potassium channel protein sup-9 (gene Task7). The transcript is spliced from 5 exons. The record is from RefSeq and is a predicted model, not a curated record. The coding region runs from base 126 to 1145 and encodes 339 amino acids. Gene Ontology annotation, cellular component: membrane. Gene Ontology annotation, molecular function: potassium ion leak channel activity. NCBI's taxonomy places the organism in Eukaryota, Metazoa, Arthropoda, Insecta, Coleoptera, Coccinellidae. Gene Ontology annotation, biological process: stabilization of membrane potential; potassium ion transmembrane transport.